GUCCCCAUCAUCUGAGGUUUCUUUCCGACCAUCAUGUUGUCUCAACUCUCCAUUGACCCCAUUAGACCUGCAGAAUUCCCUGAUGAUGAAACUAUCCUUGCGCUUGGUCGUCAAGUGCUGGAUACCACCGAGUCUUGGAAAGUAGGCAAGACCUUUUCAAAGGGCACCGUCCAAACACUUUCCCGCGCAAAGGGACCAGGGGACGGAGCCCCUUGGCACUGCAGAGUUUCCAAGCACACCAAGGAGGAUGCGACGUUCGAUGAGUUUUGGAGCAAAAUUGGCGUUAACAAAGCUGAGAACGAGAAGCAGUUCGUCUCUGCGAUCAAGAAAGUGACGCUAGUCAAGCGAAUCUCUGAGACUCAGUCCAUCUGGACUUUGUACUACACUUUCCCUCCCCCUGUCUCUCCGCGUGUUUUCACAGUGUUGCAAACAAUACACUUCUAUGAGUCGGCUCCAAGAAUUGGUAUGGUAGUUUCAAUUCCAGUUGAUUUGUCUGGGCCAGGUGACGAAGAUCUUGCCAAGCUUGAAGAGAAAGGCACGAAGGGACGAUAUGUCUCUGUCGAACGGUUGCUCGAGUUAGAUGACGGCACAGUAGAGUGGCGAAUGGCGACCUCCAGUACACCUGGAGGAAGUAUUCCGAAUUUCGUUACGGAAAGCAGUAUGCCAGGCCAAAUAUCUGCGGUGAAUAUCACAUCGUCUUAUGCACCGUGAAUCAGGACUGAUGACCUUACAGGAUGUUCCUCACUUCUUAAAGUGGUUCCAUACUAUUCGCAAUCAAGGAACUGCAUAACUUGAUAGCUGGAAUUAGAUCGGACAGUAGAUGGGUAUACAUAUACGCGU
Molecule: messenger RNA, 840 nt
Organism: Suillus subaureus
Lineage: Eukaryota; Fungi; Basidiomycota; Agaricomycetes; Boletales; Suillaceae
Exons: 4
Coding region: 34-711 (225 amino acids)
Source: RefSeq, a predicted model, not a curated record